UUGUAUUUUACUUUUUCAUAUUUAAUUGUAUAAGAGAUGACGAAUAAUUAGGAGCUGUACCAUUAAUUGCUUUGUGAGUGAUUAUAAUAACUUUAAGGCGCAUUCUAAAACUGUAUAGUUGAUUAUUGUGGGAUAAACACGAACAGAUAAAUGCAAAACUCAUUGACUUUGACACCACCCGGCUUCGAAUGAUUCAACGUGUCAAGAAGGCAAGCGAAAAUUGGUCCAUCCGAAUACAUGCUCUCUAAAAUCGUCUUAAUGUAUCUUGAGACGAGGCCACAUUUGCUGAUGGAAAUAUUCUCAGAUGCCAAUCAAAUCGGAAAAACUUCUCUCCCCUUCCCUCCCCCCUCCGAAGCAAAUACCCUCUGGGCAAAAAUGCGAAUCAUUUCCUGCACUUCUAGGAGAUCUUUUACAUGAUGACGUUUUACACGAUCUUUUACAUGAUGACGUUUUACACGAUCUUUUACAUGAUGACUUUUUACACGAUCUUUUACAUAAUGACAUCCAUGACAGUACCAAAUGCAUAUCCUCAGUGAUUAAUCAAACUGAAAUAAAAAGUACAUUUAUGAACAUAACUCGCCCCAAAAGUCUCGGAAUUGCUAAGACUGGCAACUUGAUCUGCAAAACAAUAAAAUUUAUUCAUCAGUAUUAAUGUCGAUAACUGUAGUGUGAAAUUGAAUCUGUUAAUAUGCGCAAGUAGUUUACGACCUCAAAAAACUGCUGUAUCCUAUUUUGUCUGUUGUAAAUGUAUUGUCUUACAAGCAAACCUUAGUAAAAACUCUAAGUUUCCCAAGCGUGUGUUUUGUGAAAUGGCUAAUGAGGUAUCCAUGAUGAAUACUGACACUAAAGUUUAUCACGCUGCUCGCGACGGUUCUCCUGAUCUGAAAGGUCUCUUGAAGCGGCUGACGGCUGACAAACAAAAAACUGCUUUGAAAACAGAGACAAAAGAUGGCGGCCACUCUGUCACUCCUCUCAUCAUCGCUGCUUUUAAUGGACACCUGGAUUCGGUGAAGAUCCUUUUAAAGUACGGAGCAGACAUCGAUGCUAAGGGAACGCUCAUGGUAGAAGACUUAGCUUUUGAGAAUACGGCUUUGUUUGCUGCUGCUUAUAACCGCCAUCUUGCUGUUGUAAAAUUCCUAAUCAAACAAAAUGCAGACAUUGACGCUCGAGGAUCGGUAACAUAUGAGGACGGAUCAGUUCUUAAGGAUUUCUCGCCUUUGUUUGCCGCUAUAUCUAUCAAAGAACUUGAUGUUGUGAAAAUAUUAAUCGAGCGACAUGCAGACAUCGAGGCUCGAUCAACGCUAAACAUUGAUGAAUUUGUUUUUGAGGGUCUUACUCCCUUGAUCUUCGCAGCUCUUCAUGAUACACUUGAUGUUAUGAAACUGUUAAUCGAACGAAAUGCAGACAUCGAGGCUCGAGCAACGGUAAAGACUGAUGAAGAACUUUUUGAACUUUUUGAGGGUUUUACACCCUUGAUAAUCGCAGCUCUGUAUGAUAAACCUGAUGUCAUGAAACUGUUAAUCGAACGAAAUGCAGACAUCGAGGCUCGAGCAACGGUAAAGACUAAUGAAGUACUUUUUGAGGGCUGUACACCCUUGAUCGUCGCAGCUCUGUAUGAUAAACAUGAUGUUAUGAAACUGUUAAUCGAACAAAAUGCAGACAUCGAGGCUCGAGCAACGGUAAAGACUGAUAAAGAACUUUUUGAGGGUUGUACACCCUUGAUCGUCGCAGCUCUGUAUGAUAAACCUGAUGUUAUGAAACUGUUAAUCGAA
Stylophora pistillata is the source of this 1772-nucleotide messenger RNA. RefSeq lists its product as uncharacterized. The record is from RefSeq and is a predicted model, not a curated record. Gene Ontology annotation, molecular function: protein binding; transcription cis-regulatory region binding; protein kinase activity. Gene Ontology annotation, cellular component: nucleus. Lineage: Eukaryota; Metazoa; Cnidaria; Anthozoa; Scleractinia; Pocilloporidae. Gene Ontology annotation, biological process: protein phosphorylation; positive regulation of transcription by RNA polymerase II.